Messenger RNA from Aspergillus ochraceoroseus IBT 24754, 5220 nucleotides. RefSeq lists its product as uncharacterized. The transcript is spliced from 2 exons. NCBI's taxonomy places the organism in Eukaryota, Fungi, Ascomycota, Eurotiomycetes, Eurotiales, Aspergillaceae. The record is from RefSeq and is a predicted model, not a curated record. The coding region runs from base 254 to 4795 and encodes 1513 amino acids.
ACCAUCAUUUUCUUCCCGCAUUUAGAUAUACUACCGCUCACGCGGAUUGAUUUCUUAAAUUACCCCAUAUAUCGUCCGGACCCAUGCUUAUUCCUUUCGACUUUCAAGUCAUGCGCCUGAAGUUGCGGCUAUAAACAGUGACAUUCUCUCCCCGCGAAGAAGACGGAAUGAUUUCAAGCCUCCCUUAUUCCACUAUCCCUUCUGAAUUAUUAGUCUUCGGACUGGAGCCGGAACUUGAUCGAAGGGUCACACCAUGUCGUACAGGUCUGAUGGUGGCCGAAUACCCCGGUUGAGGGAUGUCAGGUCCCAAGCUCGAAAUGUAUCAUUGCCGAUGAUUACUGCUCAGUCUAAACCAUUGGGAUCGAGUACGCCGCUAUCCUCCAGGCCGCAGAUUCCACGUCUAAUAAACCUAUCAUCAAGAUCGAGGAGGGCAGUCUCUAUGUCUGAGGCGGAAGAGAUCCGCCCGGUUGUUGCACAAUCAAACCCUUCGCCUAGUCUUGACAUUACUCGCCCAUUUGUUUCCCCUCAAGCACCUAUUCAUGCAAUUCCUUUCCAAUCCUCUCUUGAUACGACAACAGACCUGCCGCAAACUCUAAAAACACCGAUUACACCGAUCUUGCUCCAGAGCUCCCCCAGUGUUGAUAGUCACUUGCCACUGCAGAGUCGACCGCGAAACGUCCUGCGGAGAAAGGCUCCGACAAUAGGCCAACAUACCGAGAAGAACAAGGUACAAACGGAGUCUAUAAGGCCCAGCGGUUUAAACGUGAUUAUCCCGAACAAUACUGCAGCCACCUAUACCGAACCCGUACCUUUUCACUCUUCAAGCCGGACAGAGCUCGUGAGAAAAACCCCGUCUCCCAUGGUCACUGAUCAGUUUGCGAAGGCCUCUCUGGAGAAACAUGUACACCAUGGCCCGAAGGAGCUGGCAAGCCUUCGUACGACCAUUAAUACACAUAAUUUGCCCCCUCCCACUCCAGUGUUUCCGUCUGCGAGCACCCCCUCAACGAGAUACUCCGGAUCUCCAGGUGUAUGGAGUAGGACAUCUACGCCUGCGUCGUUGUCAUCCUGUUCUCCCGGAAUCGUUCAGCCCGCGAAGGUUGGUCCCCGCUUCAGGCAGCCGAGCCCUUCCCACACCGGACUUCUUGUCUUCUCACCCCAAAUACAGAAGCCAUCCCAGAAAGGUGGUAGAGUAGCUGGUAGAUCCCCGCAUCUAGCCCGAGGAAUGGGAUCAACCACGUCGCUUGCCAGUGAGAGCCGUGAGGAAACCGAGGUGAAAUCUGAUCUCGCGAGAUCACCCUCUCCUCCAAAUAGCCUUUUGCCCCGACGGGCAUCAAUAAGAUCCGGUCUUCCGAGACAGGCCAAGGCCAGCCCAGUGGCCAGCCAAAGCCGAGAAAAGGUAAAUACAAAACCCCUCACUGGAACAGGUGUAUCUAUGGGAACUAGAAGCCAUCCCAAUCCUUCAGUCCAAAUCCCUAUGAGGCCGAGCAGAGAAGGGACCGAUCAGUUAGAAUUGGAACCAUCUCCUGUUGUUAGGACAAAUAUUUCUCCUCGUGCAGUCAGGGCCCACAAGCGGCAUGGAUCCGGGGAAAGCUCCAUUGCCCCUGCUUCUAACCAAUCUGCUGCUGCAUCCGUUGAUUCACUCCACUCUCUUGCGUCAUCUCGGGCCCAGAUACGCACUCCAACAUCACCAGAGAUGACCAGGAAGUCACCACGAACCCUGACUGAGCCGCCAAACAUAAUGCCAACUGAUUCCAGCCCUGAAAAGUCUCGGAGAUUUGGACUUUUCUCCAAGAAAUCGAAACCCGAAUUGAAUACCCGUCAAAAUGAAGCUCGAACUGCGCGAAAAGGCCCAGCUGCUGGAACCGGUCAUGAAGGUUACGGAAAGUAUGCCCAGCGAGGUCGGAAGUCAAGCAUUAGUAGCAACAGCGAUACUAGGGGAAGAUCGACCAGUACAACGAGAAGUGGACCUAAAUCUGUUGCUAGUAGCAAGGGGAGUAGUAGAAGCCGGCCGGACAUGGAACUUGACGACUUCCUUCUUGAACGCCUGGAGCCUGUGUAUAUCAACGGUGGCGGCAUGCGCAGUGAAAUAUUGUCUCGGACACAAAGCGAACAAAGUAUGAGUGCUCUCAGCACUAAAUCUGCCCCGGGAUCAACACAGGACUCCAAAAUGCUUCAGCCAUCUGGAUACAUCAACAAGACUUCUACCGGCCCAACAGGAAAGCCUCGUGAUUCGAGGGAAUCCCACCGCAGAGACCUCUCUAGCCCAGCUACAAUAUCUUCAACUGCGAGCCAAUCCAAAAUCCCGAACAUUGGUGGUGUUGAAAAGCCAAAAGUUCGCUCUGAGGCAAAUGCUUCUACGCGGAGCUUGCCUCAGCUCAACAUUCCUAGCACCUCUGCACGCCAUGUUGGAUCCCAGCCUAAGAUGAAGAAGCCGUCUAAGAAAGGACUUAAUCUAAAAUGGCCAUUCUUCCAGAAAGACUCAAGGGUGGUUCUUCCGAUCUCCAGUGAACCUGCACCUGCACCUCAGCUGGCUGCCAAAGUCGCUCCUGUGAGCGUUCGCCGGCCAGUUGCCCAUUAUGCUUUAGUCGACACUGAUUCGGAUCCUUUAGAAGAUAUCUUCCAUAACUUGGAGGACUCACCACCAACAGAGGAGGAGGAGCUUAUCCUAACGGCAGAGGUUCCAGAACGCCUGGAUAUUAGAAAAACAACCCAAUCUAUCCUACUUCCCUCCCCACCAAAACUUCACAAUGAAUUUCGAGACGACCGACCUGCCUCGCCAAAGGUCUAUUUCCAGAAGGAACCUACCUCCGGCCCUGAGACGAAUGUGGAAAAACAGCGCCCUAGCAGAUUGGCAUCCGUCGGGCGUAUUCCACGUGUUGUUUCCCGGCGAGACAGGCAGCACAAACCGGCCUUUCAGUCGUUCUCGAGGCCCUUUAGUGUCGCUGAAUCUCCAUCUUUACUCGCUCCGGUCACCGACCUUUCACAUAGACAAAUCCCUAGCUCCCACCCUGAUAAACAAAGAAGUGAACCAGGGAACUUUGGGUUCGACCUUACAAUGCCAUUCGGGGACCCCAUGAAGGGAAGUGUUCUCGACUUCCUCGCAGGUCCUUACGCUAAACAUGAAUUUUUGGCAUUCUCCCCGCGGAAGGAUUCAAUGUUCUCAACCUCUAGUGGCUCAGAGAGCCUUGCUGCAAUUACGGCGGUGAUUCCUACACCUGAGAUGGAUUUAACUGAGGACGAAAUAUGGGGGGAAUAUGACGAAUUUAUUGACCAUGUACUCUCCCCGGAAACCCCAAAUCUUCCCUUAUCGAGAGAAUUGGGAAGCGAAAAAUUCGAAAUGGCGACGAUGGCUACCCGUGCUCUUCAAGCAGGGCUCAAUGGCGAGACUGGCCGUCCAAAUUUGCCUCCUAUAUUGAUUGAACAACCCACAGUCGCUCUGACCCCUGCGUCGCCUCCAAAUAGCGGGAAUUCCAUCCACCUUCGGCGGUCCAAGAUCGUGACAGCGCUACGCACCUCCCUUAGCCCUACUUCACAACCUUCCGUGAGUGAUAUGAUGGCUCGCUAUCGUCAGGACCAGGACGUGGGAAUUUCAGAUAGCAAAGGGUAUGGUGAUAUACCAGCUCCUACUAUUUCGGUUGAGCCAACCCCUUCUAGCUUUCUUAACUCACCAAGUUUGAAUCCAUCUCCAAGCUUUGAGAGCUGCCGUCAGCGAAAUACCAUCAUGUUUGAUAUCGCAGAACGUGAUCGCGAAGGUCCCACUGCUCAAACCAACAUCAGAUCUGGGUCCCUCAUGACCAGCCGCUGGCUGUCCUUUGGGAGGGUGUUAUUUAGUCCCGCACAUAACCAUAUCAAAAAUGGCGAACAAGAGAGGAUUCUAGUGGUUGAUGGAUUAGGAAAUGAUGACUGGUCUUUCUACUGUGCCCUGACAUAUCCAAAUGCCGACGUCUACUGCCUCCAUGAAGGGCCUAGCCCCACUGCGUCAAAGCACCCUGCGGCAUGGCAACCUCCAACGAACCACCACACCAUCCACCAUGCGUCUCUUGAAGACCCAGUUCCUUUCCCCAAAGCAUUCUUCACAGUGACUGUUCUCCGAUUCCCAGCUGCCUGCUCAGAGAAAGCCCAGGACAACAUAGUGUCGGAAUGCAAGCGAGUCCUUCGUGCGGGUGGCUACAUGGAAAUGAGCAUCAUUGACCUUGAUAUGGUAAAUAUGGGAAUACGCACUCGCAAAGCCGUGAGAAAGCUGAAGGAAACAAUGUACCUAUCGGAUGGCAAUAUCAGCCUUAAGCCUGCGAGCGAUAGCAUCCAGAAGCUUUUGGGACGAUAUGGCUUCGACAGUCUUCGACGGUGCAUCGUUCAGAUUCCAGUAGCGGGGAUUAUUGUGCGGUCAUCUGCAUCUUCCUCGUCAACUUCUUCCUCCAACCCAUCCACAUUGACCGCUGCGGUAAUGUCGUCAACCGCUCUUUCUGCCGCAUGCGGCUCCUCCACGGGGUUAAGGUCAAAGGUGCAUGGGAAAUCCACUUCCAACGAGACUGAUCUAUCCCUUGGGGACUUACUGUCCGAUCCGUCCCCUUCCCCCUCCAACGACGAAUCCAUUCGCAAGAUUGUCGCCCGAGUCGGCCGCUGGUGGUAUACACGCGUUUAUGAGUGUCCAGUACUCCCCAAUGGCGACGUCGACCGCAGCAUCUGGGCUGACAGGAAGGUCAUUCGCGAAUGCCAGCAACGCGGAACUGGUUUCCGUCUAUUGAUUGCAUAUACACAGAAGCCGAGCGAGAAGCGACGAACUGCAAGUGUUUAGCUGAACGUUUACGCCCCUUGACGAUAUACGAUAAUUAUGAACCAACCACCAAUGAAUACUUACACCAUUUAAUUAAUGUUGAAAAAUGAUGAUUUGACUAUAUAUAUAUAUAUAUAUAUAUAUAUAUUUUUUUUUUUUUGUUUUGCUUUUCAUUGCCUGCAUCUGGGUGGUGUCAACAGGAUGAUGAUGCUAUCAUGGGUUGUGCUCACUUUCUACUAUAAAGCUGGCUCUUUUGGUAGAUUUUUUUUUGUUCUAUAUUUUAAGCAUUUGAAAGACUCUGACUGUAGCUAGCGAUAGGCAAGGUAUUGGAUUGAUAUAAGGAUUAAUGUGAAUGACCAUGUACAAUUAUCCUCCCAGUUAAAUCAAGACCAUAUAUAUAUAUAUAUACUCGUUAUGAACGCUAGACAGCCAAGUCAAGACAGCUC